Strongylus vulgaris is the source of this 300-nucleotide messenger RNA. The record is from the annotation of a GenBank genome assembly. Lineage: Eukaryota; Metazoa; Nematoda; Chromadorea; Rhabditida; Strongylidae.
AUGGCGGUGAUGAAUGACGAGACACUGAGCACCGAGUCAUUCCCCGGAUGUCGCAAGCCUGCGAGCACUCCCACUCCUCCUCCUGCACCUUCAUUGUCUCUCCUAGCUUCGCUUCCGAUGUGCCCACCUCAAGAGGAAGGCCGAGUCCUCGUUAUUCAACACGAAACAUGCUUUAUAUUAAAUAACGAACACCUCGCAACACUCGCAUUUACAGUAAGAGAGUUGGGUAUGGUGAUUGCACCGGAAAUUAACCCAAUGCUUGGAACAGAAGCUUUGUCAACGAGAGCUUGCCGAAAUUGA